Molecule: messenger RNA, 789 nt
Organism: Penicillium canariense
Lineage: Eukaryota; Fungi; Ascomycota; Eurotiomycetes; Eurotiales; Aspergillaceae
Product: SIMPL domain-containing protein
Exons: 1
Coding region: 1-789 (262 amino acids)
Source: RefSeq, a predicted model, not a curated record
AUGGCACCACUUCGAAUCACUGUUGGAGGCUCAUCGGUCAUCACCCGCCAGCCUGAGCGAGGUAUUUUGAACGUCACCGUGAACGCUGAAGGGAGCACUCGCGAGAUCGUCUCUCACAAGGUGACUGAGACUUCAAACGAGCUCAGCAAACUCUUCACAGAACUUUCUCCCAAAACAGAGUCCGGAGAUGUAACUGCAGAUGCAGCAGUGGUGACAUUCUCUUCCACCUCCCUCCGCACUUGGCGCUGGAAUGGCCCAGUAGAGGCGAAUUGUUUCAAAAACCAAGAAUACCGUGGCAAUUUGUCACUCAUUGCCGUCUUCCGUGACUUCACUAAAAUGAGUGAGGUUGCCGGGAAGCUUGUGGGAUAUCCAAAUGUCGACAUCAACUCGAUCGGCUGGGAGUUGACCGCUGCUACCAAAAAGGCAUUGGGCUCUGAGUCGCGCAAGGAGGCCAUGCGCGAUGCAGUCCAAAAAUCAAAUGACUACACCGAAGUCAUUGGGCGCAAGGUAGCUGCAGUGGAAAUUCAGGAUGGAGGCAACUCCGCUUUCAGUAUGUUGGCGCGUCCAGUACCGAUGCCUUUUGGCGGAAGCUCAGGGGGUCUCUUUGGUGGCGCAACAGGCUUCGGGCAAGUUACUGGAGGAGGCUCAGGAGGAGCCUUAUUUGGCGGUGCUGCUACAAAUACCCCUGCUCCUACUCCCUCCGCACCACUUGAUCUUACUCCACAGGAAAUUCAAUAUACAAGCUCUGUGCAGGUCAUAUUUGAAUCCAUUCCGGUGGGUGAAACGUAA